This is a messenger RNA of Meloidogyne enterolobii, 285 nucleotides long. The record is from the annotation of a GenBank genome assembly. Lineage: Eukaryota; Metazoa; Nematoda; Chromadorea; Rhabditida; Meloidogynidae.
UUUCCGAAAGCAGAAUUACUCACUUACGUUAUUCAUAAUAUACCUAAAACAAUGCCAACAACUAUUCAUCAAUUACCUUUUUCUACCCCUAAAAUUGCUCCAAGCCAGCAAACCUCACUAAAUACACUUAAGAACGACAAAAGAUUAUACUACACAUUUAAUUAUGUUAGAUUUUUAAUCUUGGCACUCUCCACAAUUUGUCUUUCCUUAACUGUUGGGAGCUCUUUAGCUUUUAAUUUUACGGUAAAAAAUUCUCUCGGUUUUUCAAAAAAAUUUUUAAAUUAA